This is a messenger RNA of Cornus florida, 1308 nucleotides long. Its product is annotated as peptide deformylase 1B, chloroplastic/mitochondrial. The record is from RefSeq and is a predicted model, not a curated record. Gene Ontology annotation, molecular function: peptide deformylase activity. Gene Ontology annotation, biological process: peptidyl-methionine modification. The transcript has 7 exons. Gene Ontology annotation, cellular component: mitochondrion; chloroplast. Lineage: Eukaryota; Viridiplantae; Streptophyta; Magnoliopsida; Cornales; Cornaceae. The coding region runs from base 97 to 912 and encodes 271 amino acids.
CAAUGUAGGGCAAAUGACGCACCCACUAAGCCACGCCGCUCGCAACUGUUGGUCAGUGGCGCUCGCGUGACCCUUGUUUCUGCCAUUCGUGUGAUAAUGGCUUGUGCGGCUAGGUUGCACUCGUCGCCACUCUCUCACGCUCUCCUCCCAUUUCUUUGUCACCGGACUAGUCUUCCCUCUAGUCUCCGCCGAUUCACCUCAAUCGGCGGUCACAUCUCUACCCGAAACCGGUCCCAAGGUCCGUUAAUGGCAGUCCAAGCCCAGGCCAAGCGAGGCUUCUCGUUCAAAGGAGUCGAAGUAGCUUCUCCUGCUGAUCUGUACUUUGAAGCACCACUCAAAAUUGUGGAAUAUCCAGAUCCUAGACUGAGAGGAAAGAAUAAGAAAAUUGAUACGUUUGAUGAUAAUUUGAAGAAGUUAGCAGAUGAGAUGUUCGACAUAAUGUACAAAACUGAUGGCAUUGGGCUCUCAGCUCCACAAGUUGGAGUUAAUGUGCAACUGAUGGUGUUUAACCCAGUUGGUGAACGUGGUGAGGGAGAGGAGAUUGUUCUUGUAAACCCAAGAGUCAACAAAUAUUCAAAAAAGGUGGUGCUUUUCAACGAAGGGUGCUUAUCUUUUCCAGGGAUCUAUGCUGAUGUGGAGAGACCAGAAGCAGUAAAGAUUGAUGCAAUGGACGUUACUGGUGCAAGAUUUUCAGUUAGCUUGUCCGACCUUCCUUCACGCGUUUUCCAGCAUGAAUUUGAUCAUUUGCAGGGAAUUCUUUUCUUCGACAGAAUGACGGAAGAAGUUCUUAACAGUAUCCGUGCAGAACUACAGGCCUUGGAAAAGAAGUACGAGGAUGAGAUGGGAAUUCCAAGCCCUGAAAGAGUAGAUACCCGCCGAAGAAAGGUGGCUGCCGGCUUUGGAAAAUCAUGAAUUAAGAUAGAGGCUUCAGCAGAUGCAUCAGGAGCAUAAGCACAGAUUGAACACAAGUAUUAUGGAUUGUGGCGGGUGCCUUGGACGAUUCAUUUACAAGAAGUUGGCAUCAGAGAGAUUCGUUUGUUCAUUUGUAUUUGGUAGUGUUAUUUAUAAAUGGCGUUUAUUAUUCUGGUUCUGAACGUUUAAUAGGUUACAACUAGAUGACCUAAAUUCAAGUUGCCCAGAUAAUAAUUGUAGUGCUUUAGCACAUCUAUUUGCUUUGAGAAUGAGGCAAUAGUUUUUUAAAACCCAAUUCCAUGUGACAGAUUUUCCUAAUGGGCAGGUUUGGUGUUUGGAUUUGGAAUUGAAGGAACUUUAGUUCAAAAUUUAUAGUAAAUUUUCUCUAAUUUCAAA